This is a messenger RNA of Phlebotomus papatasi, 4026 nucleotides long. It is a transcript of the gene ab, whose product is annotated as protein abrupt. Gene Ontology annotation, cellular component: nucleus. The coding region runs from base 652 to 2856 and encodes 734 amino acids. Gene Ontology annotation, biological process: regulation of transcription by RNA polymerase II. The record is from RefSeq and is a predicted model, not a curated record. Gene Ontology annotation, molecular function: protein binding. Lineage: Eukaryota; Metazoa; Arthropoda; Insecta; Diptera; Psychodidae. The transcript has 7 exons.
CUCAACUACUCUCAGUACAAUUUUAGCAAUCAGGCGGGUAGCAAGUAUUUUGGCUGAAUCUCGGACAAUUUUUUCAAAUACACAAAACUCCUUCCUUCUCUCUCCACCAACAACAUAGCGCAUUUUUCUUUUAAAAAAAUAUAUAUAUACGAAGUACUACCAAAAUAGUAAAUAAGACACUUUGCGUUAUUGUGAUUUCAACUUUUGAAGGUACUUUCAACCACUAACAGUUUUUUUCCUAAAAAAAAGAGAAGUUUAUUGCGAAAAGUGUUUAAAGUUAAUAAAAAAAUAAAUAAAUAAAUAAUAAUUUUCGUGAUCCUUGUGAGAAAAGUAAAAAAAAAAAGAGUUCAAGUGUAAAACAGUGAUGGUUGAUUUUAAUAAAACCAAGAAAAUAGUGCGAUAGACUACGAGGAAAGUGAGGAAAAUUUCCUGAGACUUUCGUCCCUGAUGUUACAAAAAUUCCGUCCUUCACACGCCACAUAGAAGCCAUGGAAGUGGUUUUAUAGAGGGAGGAGAGGUAUAAGAAAAGUCCCGAAGAAGAGGAGGAUAGUUCCUCCGGAGAAGGGAAAAAGAAGAAGAAGAGAUAGACAAAAAAAGAAGCGCGAAAGAGGCGCGUUAUUCAAAUGAUUGGAAAAUUGCGGAUAUCAUCUAAUGACUGAAUCAACUCAGCUGCAUCAAACGGAUAAUAGCAACAGCGGUGUGAAAAUGGAGCCUCCGGUAUCACCGGCUCCAUCGGAGCAACAGUACUCCCUCAAGUGGAAUGAUUUCCAGUCCUCAAUUCUCUCGUCAUUCCGCCACUUGAGAGAUGAGGAGGACUUUGUAGAUGUUACAUUGGCCUGUGAUCAGAGAUCUUUUACCGCACACAAAGUCGUCCUCAGUGCAUGUAGUCCGUACUUCAGGAAGCUACUGAAAGCCAAUCCCUGUGAGCAUCCAAUUGUUAUUCUGCGGGAUGUGAGGGCUGAGGACGUUGAGAGUUUACUGAGGUUUAUGUACAAUGGGGAAGUGCACAUUGGACAUGAGCAAUUGAGUGAUUUCCUGAAGACGGCUCAGUUGCUGCAGGUGCGUGGACUGGCGGAUGUUAGUGGUCCAUCGAUGGGUCAUACAAUGACGUCAUCGUCGAGACUAACACAUGCCGCCCUCAAUACCCAAGUGUCCACACCAACAGUACAAGAACUAAAGCCGUCGCCGGUAAGAAAAAAAACCUCGGGAUCUCUCUUGCCAUGGGAUUUGCCAGAUGAUCGAUCCAAUCAGAACUUGGUUAAUACCCCACCGCCACAGAAGCGCAUCAAGAGCAUAGAUCUCUAUCGGGCGCAACAUGGUCUGAGUCCUGAUCGGAAUACCGAGGGCAAUUCACCGUCAAGUCAGGGUCAGAUGCGCGAGAAGGAUCGCGAUAGGAGUGAUCGUGAGAGUGAUCGCAGUCGAAAGUCCUCAUUGGAACGGGAUAGGAGUCUCGAAUUGAGAGAUUCUCUCCUGGGUCAAGCUCUCGAGGGAGGUCCAACACUUAUUGUGCCAUCUCAGAAACAUCCGGAUCUUGCAUCACUUCAGCAACAGAGCAAUGGGGAGGAUUCCAAUAGUAGCGAUGCAGCUUCCGAUCGAGAAGAUGGCAUGGAUAAUGCCAUGGAUGGCCUCAAUGGCUCAAUAGAACACUCACGAACGCCUUCAUUCCCCAGUGCAUUUUUGGGCCUUCAGGGACUUCCACUGAUGCCAGGACCAUCCGGAAUGCACGCAGACAAUUUCGGGGUUCGUCGUUCCCUGGAUGUACGAGUUCGAGCCACUGAUCCCAGACCAUGUCCAAAGUGUGGCAAAAUCUACAGAUCAGCUCACACAUUGCGAACCCAUCUGGAGGACAAGCAUACAGUUUGUCCAGGAUAUCGGUGUGUUCUGUGUGGAACUGUAGCCAAAUCCCGCAACUCCCUCCAUUCUCACAUGUCACGUCAGCAUCGUGGCAUCUCCACCAAGGAUCUCCCUGUACUGCCCAUGCCCAGUCCCUUUGAUCCCGAACUGGCCAGUCGAUUGUUGGCCAAGGCGGGUGUUAAGGUAUCACCGGCUGAAUUGCGUGCCAGAGCAUCGCCCACUAGCGGUACCAGGCGCAACGACAUGAAGCUGGAACUCCGUACUCCGGGCGAUGAUAGCAACCUGGGCGACAUGGACAAUGACCCUGAGGAUCUCACAGUGGGCAGUGCGGCCCACAACAACAACAACAGCAAUACCAAUCGAUACCUAGAUGGUAUGAUGAGGAUGUCACCGGCAGCUUUCAACCAUCCGAAUACGACAAUAACAAGAGUACGACAUGGAGCUCUUACACCCAAAAGCAAUGAAUCCAUUUCAAAAGACUCCCACGGAGGCCAGUUGGGCAGUAGUGCUGCAACUGGCUCUGCCAUCCUCGACACAUACUUGCAAUUCAUCACGGAGAAUACAUUUGGUAAGAUCCCAAAAAGCUUGCUGGGCUCGGACUGGAUGAUGAGGGAGACUCUUUCAGGGAUGGGAAUAAGUCAGGAGCAGGCGGCUGCGGCCCUGCAUGCCGCCAAGAUGGCCCAAUUGGGUGCCAUGGGUCAUGGACUGGACAAAUUGCCGCCAGGCUUGUUGCCGUCGCAGUUGGAUUUGCACAAGAUCAACAAUCAGGCCAACAGUUUGGACAUCAUUGGGAAGAUUCAGCACAACAGCAGUGUGACCAUUGAGCCGUCGGGGAAGAGAGAACCAGAGCGAUCGCUUGAGAUUAAGCGAGAUGAUGAGGAACCAAUGGACUUGGGCACGGAGAAUACUCAGACACCAGCUGCCAAUUUGUCCAAUGAUGGGGACAAUAGUUCAGGGGAAGAGGGUAGCUACUCAGACGAUGAGGGUGUGGGAAAUUCGUAAAAAACUGUGGACAAUUUUAGGAAGGCUUGAAUUUACCAUAGAAUUUAGAAAAAUCUGGAUAAUGGGCUGCGCACAAUUUUGAUUUCCAUUCGAAAGAGAAAUUGGAUCAAAUAUUUGGUAAUUCAAAGUAUUUUAUUACAAACCAUAUUUUUAAAAAUAUUUAUUCCAGUGAAAAAAAUAUUAUUUUGGGAGAAACUAAAUUUUUAGUACAUGACCCAAAUCAGAAAGAUGAAAAUUGAGAAAUUUUCAGUGAAGCCGUAAAACAAAAUUUAAAGAAUGAGCCGGAGGACGGAAAUUAGAAACUAGUUAUUUAUAAUUCUUUCCAACGUUUAUGGUUUUUAAAAUAUCAAGAACUUUUAAAUUUAGAACUUCAUUUCUGUACUAAAUCUCAGACAUUUAAAAAAAAAGUCUAUUGAAUUAACACAAAAUCAAUGAAAAAAGGUUUAGUAACAAAAAUCAUGAGGAUGAGCUAGAACUAAAAUUUUAGCACACGCAUGUACUAAAGCCACUACCGAUAGAAAUUUAUCAACUACAAAUGAUGGUAAAGAAGAAAAUAUUGAGUUGAAAGCAGUGUAUUGAAUUUUAAACGUAAUCGAUGUUUAUUGACCCCACAUUUUUUCUAGUACAAAUACUAAAAAAUCAUAACAAAGGGAGAAAAAUUACUUAAAAUUUAUUAUCCUGAAAGUAUUGAUAUUUCGUCAGUCAAUCGGCAAUUUUUCUAUCUGCUAUUUUGAGGUUAAUACACAAUUUCCGAUUUUGAAGACAGAUAAUGAAAGUGAAAAAUAGUUAUGCAUUUUGCAACAAGCAUUUCAUGAUUGAUUGAUGAAAAAUGACUGAUCUUGAACAAUUUAGUACAGUCUUCAAUAUCUUAAACGGUUUAAAAUAGUUCAAAAGAAGUAAAUAAAAUUCCUAUUCUUUUACUCAAUUUUCAUAAAAUCUGUUAAUUUCAAUAUCAUCUUUUUUAGUACAUGUACGUGCUAAACAUUAAGUUUUAUAGUAAAUAAUCGUUGCGUUGCCCCUUCCUCACGCAACGAUAUCCAUUCAUCAGCAAUUUAAAUUGUAAUUGUAAACAUAAAUUGUAAAACUUUCAUACAUUUUUGGCUUAAACAAUUUGGGAUUCAGGGUUUCUGCCGUUUACCUGAUAAGAUCGGUCGUGGUAAGUCGGCGGCA